UUUUGGGGAUUCUGGAUUUCGCUUUCCGCCUGCUGCUUAUCGGAGUUGUUUGAUUUAAUUUCUUGGUUUUGGUCGAGGAUUCGUUGUAUUUGUGCUCGAGAUAGAUCUUUGUGAUAUUGAUUUCCCUAGGGUUUGAUUGAUGAACUUAAUUUUGUUCAUCCUCAAAGCUCAUCUCGCUUGCUUGUUUUCAAACAAUUCCUGUCGUAUGCUUCUCUGACUUUUCCUAGUUCUAGACAUGGAUUCCAGAAUGUUGAUUCCUUGAGUGAUUUGCAUAUUUCACAAUGUUUGGUUGUAUCAUGAAGUGAUCUCAUGGUGAAUUUCCCCAAUUUGAUGAACUCUAGACACUUAUCGGAUGAUUUCUGGCUUUAAAUAUUUCGAUCCUUUGUAUCGUCUUCCUUAGCUCUCCUGAUCAAAUUGGUUACAGGCAAAAAGUGUUGUAUCUCCUAUCUUCCUGGAAUCAUCAUCCAUCCAUAGCAAUCAAACCAUAAAUUCACUGCUAAACCACAGAGUUAUGACCUGUAUGUCUUUCUUAUGCGGAGGAAGAUCAAAGCCUGCAAAGAGACGAUCCGAAUUCGGAGACGAGCUCUCUGGAGUCGAUAAUGUGAAUCUUUAUACAUACAAGGAACUGAAAAUAGCUACCGAUGAUUUUAGCCCAGGAAAUAAAGUCGGGGAAGGAGGCUUUGGUUCCGUCUACAAGGGAAAACUUAAAAGCGGGGAGAUGGUAGCGAUCAAGGUUCUGUCCCCCGAGUCGAGACAGGGGCUACGAGAGUUCUUGACAGAGCUUCAAGUAAUUUCAGACAUCGAACACGAGAAUUUAGUGAAGCUCUACGGCUGUUGCGUGGAAGAAAACCAACGGAUUCUUGUCUACAAGUAUUUAGAGAACAACAGCCUAGCACAAACACUCCUCGGUUCGGGGCGCAGCAACAUCUACUUCGACUGGCGAACGCGGGCUAAAAUAUGCAUCGGAGUGGCGAGAGGGCUCGCCUAUCUUCACGAAGAAGUGCGACCGUACAUCGUCCACCGCGACAUCAAAGCAAGCAACAUUCUUCUUGACCGCCAUUUGUCCCCGAAAAUUUCAGACUUCGGCCUCGCCAAGCUUAUCCCUCCGAACAUGACUCAUGUCAGCACACGCGUUGCCGGAACCAUAGGUUAUUUGGCACCGGAAUAUGCGGUGAGGGGCCAGCUGACACGGCGGGCAGACGUCUACAGUUUCGGCGUACUUCUCAUCGAGAUAGUCACCGGUAGAUGCAACAACAACUCCCGAUUGCCAAUCGACGAACAGUACCUUCUUGAAAGGACGUGGCAUAUGUACGAGAGGAACGAGCUGGUGGUGCUCGUCGACGAAUCGUUGAACGGAGACUUCGACGCCGAACAGGCUUGCAAGUUCUUGAAGAUCGGUCUGCUCUGCACCCAAGACGCCCCCAAGCUUCGACCGUCGAUGUCGAUGGUUGUUCGAAUGCUCCGAGGCGAGAAAAUUGUCGAUGAAGAUGCGAUAACGAAGCCGGGAUUGAUAUCGGACUUCAUGGAGCUCAAGAUCAGGAGCAGCAACGCCAAGGCGAAGCUACCGGAAGUGAAUUACAACUCGUCCGGAUCGGAUAAUUUGGACAAUACGGUGUCGACGGCGACGACACUCCCGUCUUCUCAGGCGACUAUGACGUUCACCGCCGUGUAUGAUCGGAGCUCGUGAAGGAGGAAGUGAAUUCCAUGUAAGAAGAAAGGUUUUUUUUUUUUUGGUGGGUUUGUUUAGUGUAAUAAUACUCUCUCAAAUUGCUUGGUUUUGGCCGUUACACAAAUUAAAUUCGAUUGACAUGUUGUAAAUUUUAUUUUUCUUUGCUUUGAUAGCUAUAGAAAAAUAUUAUGUUCAUGUAAUUAUUAAAUUAAAAUUACACUUAGUCAGCGUGUGUUUGUUUGGAGGAUUCUCCAAUAUUUUUAUUAUUCUAUCAAUUUUUAUGAAA
Molecule: messenger RNA, 1955 nt
Organism: Andrographis paniculata
Lineage: Eukaryota; Viridiplantae; Streptophyta; Magnoliopsida; Lamiales; Acanthaceae
Product: cold-responsive protein kinase 1
Exons: 7
Coding region: 512-1687 (391 amino acids)
Biological process (GO): protein phosphorylation
Molecular function (GO): ATP binding; protein kinase activity
Source: RefSeq, a predicted model, not a curated record